AUCAAAAUAGAAAAAAAAAAUCGCCCCUUAUUCACCGAUCAACCCAACUAGCUCGUCUAUGAUAAAAUGAUCAUGUUUGGAGUUUAGCAGCUUUUAAUUACAUCCCCACUCGGGAUGUAAACUAUAAAAACAGUUAGCGCAUCGACGUGCUACCCGGGCGGUGAGUUUUAUUGACGGAAGCUACGUCUCUUUUAAACCUUUUUAUUUUUUUUGCUCGGCGGCUAACUAGCUCGGCUAUGGUGAGCUAGCAGCCGAGCUAGCAGGCUAGCGACGGAGUUGUAAACAGCCGCUCUCCUUGUCCCGGUGGCCCGUCGCGUCCCUGCAAAGUUGACGGGAAUUUCGGCUUGGUGGGGAGAGGGGAAAGUUUUUUUAGCGGGGGUAGGACCGAGCAAGAGUAGCGAGGGGGGGGAUGCUUUGCGGGGCUUUCAAGGCCCGACGGGAGUUGAAGAUUACCGAGUGAAACAAGGGAGAAAUGGCGUCCGCGGACGUGGACAGCAGUCAAAGCGACUUUCUUCAGGAACCGCAGACGACGACAGACAUGUCUGCCAUUCAGCUGUCGGGAUCAGACCGCUGGGAGGUGUUAACGCCCGUCUCGUCCGCAAAGGAUGAUCCCAACGGCGGGAUGGCUACAUCCAACGGGCAGUACGUGCUUCCCCUCGGGAGUCUCCCGAGCCAGCCUAUCUAUGUCACUGCGCCGGGGGGCGAGGCGGCGGCCAAUGGCGUGUCGGGCAUUCAAUAUCAAGUCAUCCCCCAGAUCCAAAAUGCGGACGGGACGCUGACGAGCUUCCAGACGCAAGGCUUGGAUGACGGCACGGGGCAAAUCCAGCUCCUCCAAGACGGCAGCCAAGGUGGCAUCGGAAUCGGCUGCGCGGCAGCGACCACCACGGACCUCCUGACACAGGCGGGGCAAGCGCAGUCCAUCCAGGGUCUUCCGCUGGCCGGGGGCUCGGCGUACCCAGUGGGGCUGCCCGGCAACAUCACCUUCGUGCCCAUCAACAGCGUGGACCUGGAGUCGCUGGGCCUGACGGCGGCGCAGACGGUGCCCAUCGCCACGGGCGUGACGGCGGAGGGCCAGCUGAUCAUGAGCGGACAGACCCUGGAGAACCCCGGGCAGGACGGCAAACUGACGGGCGACGGACACCAGCAGCUCUACGCGUCCGCCUCGGAUGCCCCCUCGCAGCUCCCCGCCACCAUCGACGGGACGGGCGUGCUGACCCAGGCCACGGCUGUGUCCGCUGGCGUGUCGGACCAUACGUCCACUUCGGAGAACUUUAAUUCCCACCUGCAGCAGAUCCAGGUGUCGUCCUCCAGCGCCGCCACUCUCUCGCAGCCCAUCCUCCAACUGUCGGGCGACGGUCAGGCCCAGGUGACCGGGGGCCAGGACCUGAACGCGGCGGCCAAUCAGACACUUCAGAGCGUCCAGCUGGUCAACCCGGGGACCUUCCUCAUCCAGGCCCAGACGGUCAGCCCCACCGGGCAGAUCCAGUGGCAGACCUUCCAGGUGCAGGGUGUUCAGUCGCUUCAGGGGCUCCAGCUGCCGCAGGGGCAGGGCCAGGCGCAGCAGCUGACCUUGGCCCCCGUGCAGACGCUCCCGCUGGGCCAGGCGGGCCAGGUCAGCUUGCCCAACCUCCAGACGGUGACCGUCAACUCGCUGACGCAAAGCGGCGUUCAGUUCCCGCAGCAGGGCGACGACACCAACAGCCCGGCUGGCAUCCAAAUCAAGGAGGAGCCCGACUCCGAGGAUUGGCACCUGAGCGGCGACUCCACGCUCAACCCCAGCGACCUGAACAACCUGCGCGUGCAGAUGACCAUCGACGACGACGCGGAUGCCGCCAGCGGCGAGGGCAAGCGUCUGCGGCGGGUGGCCUGCACCUGCCCCAACUGUAAAGAGUCGGGAGGAAGAGGCUCCGGGCUCGGCAAGAAGAAGCUGCACAUCUGCCACAUCGUGGGCUGCAGCAAAGUGUACGGCAAGACGUCGCACUUGCGCGCCCACCUGCGUUGGCACAGCGGCGAGCGGCCCUUCGUGUGCAACUGGAUGUACUGCGGCAAAAGGUUCACCAGGAGUGACGAGCUGCAAAGACACAGAAGGACGCACACAGGCGAGAAGAAGUUUGUGUGCGGCGAGUGCUCCAAGCGGUUCAUGCGCAGCGACCACCUGGCCAAGCACAUAAAGACUCACCAGAAUAAGAAAGGCGGCGCGCCCGCCUCGUCGUCAUCGCCCUUGCCCGCGGACACCCUCAUCACAGCCGACGGCACCACGCUCAUCCUGCAGUCGACCGGCGCCCACAACCUGGUGGCCAAUCAGGAGAUCCCGCUGCAGUUGGUCACGGUGGCGCCCGGCGAGGUGUUGGAAUGAGGCCGAGACGGACAGGUGAGAGAGAGAGAACUGCUCUAUCGCAAGGACAGCCUCUCCGAUCUCCUCUCUGAUUUGGGUUCUUUGGUUUUAUUGUUUUUUUACAUAUGAAUAUAAAUAUAUAUGACAAAUAUAUAUAUUUUAAGUAAGAGUUAUUCAGACUUUGUUUUUGCAGUCUUUUUAUAGGCCAGCGGAAGCAUUCAAAAUGGUUGCUAUGUACACACACACACACACACACACUCACACACGUUCUACACAAUGAAAUGCCUUAUUUUGUAUCAUAGUCGUGUAUAAAAUGCUGGAGGUGCAUGUGUGUGUUUUUUAUUUUUUUGUUUAUUGAAUACAAAGAUUCGCCGUGGAAAGAUUCCCCGACAAGUUUGGGAAGUGCGCUUACAGUACAGUUGAUUUAGUCAGCAGCCAUAUUUCCCGACAAAACGUCCAAUGCAGAAGUUCACUCGUUUUUUUUCCCUCACCGUUAGAGUUUUUCGAUCAUCACAACGUCACAAGACCAAAGGUCGGUUCCUGAACGAGAUGGGCACUUCCGCUCAUCUCGGAAACGGUUUAGGUUGGCGCAGAUCUUUGUAAAAACACAACAGCUCACUUGUUUUUCUCACCUUUCAAUUAUGCACUAAAUUAAAAACGUUUUCCAGAGAGGGUUUUGUCAUGAUACCACGUCAUGCCGUUUGCUGGACAAGAUCUGGUCGGCUAGGGCGUGGUUUUGUGAAUGCUAGGCUAACACUAAGUGAGCUUCCAAAAAUAGCUGACAAAAUAUGCAGCUUCUUUGAGCGCCCAGAAUUGAAUGUUUCUCACAAUGCUUUUGCUUUGUUUCUCUGAAAAUUUGUCAUCUGUUGUUUUUUUUGGCCUUUGUGUUUUUGAGCUUUUUUGUGUUUCAUCAGUCCAAUGAAAAACAUGCAUCUCCAAACUUUCAUUUUAAUAUGGAAAACAGCCAAACUUUUCAGAUGAAAGGAAAAAAAUCAUAAGGAUGUGGAGUUGGAUGGCUUUUUUUGUGCGUACAGUAACACUUGUGGUAAAUUCACAUUUGUUUGGUGAAAAUUCGGCCAAACAGAUGCAACAAAUCUUAGAGGCAAACAUUCCAGUCCAGAUAUGAGGUGAGAUUCAAUUCUUGCAAUAAAACAUGUGUGGCCACGUGAACUUGAAAGUUAACAAAACAAAAUCAAAACAAUCAUGUGAAUUUUGUUGUAUUAUUGUUUCCUCCAUGUAUAAUUCUCAUGUUUGUCCGCAUGUUUGUAGCACUCAUUUAAGUGUAUUAUCUUGUUUAUAGAAGCCAUCAAUUAGUCGACACAAUUUGUUUCAAUAUAUCGAAACAUUGUUUUAAAAUGAUUUUCUUUUUAUUAAGAGUUGGUGUAAAAAUUGAAUGUUACCUUGUUUUGUAAAACCUUUUUUCAAACGAUCACAAUAAAGUCUGAAACAUUCUGUCA
This is a messenger RNA of Syngnathus acus (greater pipefish), 3792 nucleotides long. Its product is annotated as transcription factor Sp3-like. Gene Ontology annotation, biological process: regulation of transcription by RNA polymerase II. Bases 473 to 2356 code for a protein of 627 amino acids. NCBI's taxonomy places the organism in Eukaryota, Metazoa, Chordata, Actinopteri, Syngnathiformes, Syngnathidae. The transcript has 8 exons. Gene Ontology annotation, molecular function: DNA-binding transcription factor activity, RNA polymerase II-specific; RNA polymerase II cis-regulatory region sequence-specific DNA binding. The record is from RefSeq and is a predicted model, not a curated record.